GAAGCAGGAGAGAGUGAGGAAAGAUAUAAAUGACGAAGCUGGAGAGGAACAAGGAAGACAGCCAACAAUCUCAUGUAAUUAAAGUCACAAGUUGUCAUGCGUACUUAGCAUGAUAGAAGGGAAGUGGUUGUAUAACAGUGCUGCUCUGUUGCUGCCUGUGUCACUCCACCCCGCGAAACUGCCCUUUUUCCUGCCUUCCGCGCAUUAAACGUUCACUAUAGCGUUAGAAAAGUCAAUUAUAGUGUCGUGACUUUGUUACCAUGCAUUUAUCCUUGAAAAAUCCGUAUGGGAGUCUUUCCUAGUUCAAUUGAAGAGACGUUAUAACAGUGGACGCGGCAAUAAAUUGAACAUGUAUCAAAAGGAGUAGGAGAACACACCAUGGCAGACAGGAGGACUUUCAACGUUGUGAUUCUGGGGUUGGGAUUUCUGUUCAUUUUUACCGCCUUCACCACCUGUGGGAAUGUUGAACAAACUGUAGUGAAAAGCCUGCAGAACAACACUUUCACUGGGAGUGGGUACCACAGUCUUGGAAUCAUCUAUGGAGUCUUUUCGUUCGCCAAUUUACUUGCACCAACAGUUGUUGCUGUAAUUGGACCAAAAUGUACUAUGUUUCUGAGUGGCCUACUUUACAGUGGGUACAUUGCUGUGUUCAUCAUCCCUUCAACAUGGUCCUUCUACCUGACCUCCGUGCUGAUCGGCAUAGGAGCAGCCAUGCUGUGGACGGCUCAAGGACACUUCCUGGUGGAGAACUCAGAGGCCUCCACCAUCAACAGGAACACAGGAGUGUUUUGGGCUCUCCUACAGUGCAGCAUGCUGUUUGGCAAUCUCUACAUUUAUUUUGACUGGAAUGGAAAAACAGAGAUAUCAGACAGCAGCAGGAAAAACAUCUUCGUGUCCCUGCUGGUCACCUCGGUGCUCGGCACACUCAGCUUCCUGGUGCUGAGGAAGAGCCAUCACGCAGAGGAGCUGCUCUCUGAAGAGGAAGGCCAGUCGCUGCUCUCACCUCGCACUAUGUAUAAGCAAAGAGCCAACUCUGCCGUGGAGGAUGCCAAAUUGGAAUUCAGAACCAUGCUACAACUUCUGAAGACUAAAACUAUUCUGCUCCUGAGUCCCUGCAUGGCAUACAGCGGCCUGGAGCUAUCAUUCUACAGCGGGGUGUAUGGGACGUGUAUCGGAGCGACUGCACAAUUUGGGGAAUCCGCAAAAGGCUUGAUUGGGAUCUCUGGGAUUGUGGUAGGCAUUGGAGAAAUUGUGGGUGGAGGCUUGUUUGGAUUGUUGUGUAAGAACAAUCGCUUCAGACGGACCUCUGUGGUGUUUCUGGGAAUGGUCGUCCAUUUUGUUGCCUUCUAUUUGAUCUUCCUCAACAUCCCAGAUGACGCCCCUGUCGUCUUUUAUACCAGCUCUCAAAGUAAACCGUAUUUAGCUCCAAGCGUGUCCAUCGCCCUGCUGUGCAGCUUCCUGCUCGGACUCGGGGACAGUUGUUUCAACACGCAGCUCUACAGCAUAUUAGGCUGUGUUUAUGCUGAGCAGAGCGCGCCUGCUUUUGCCAUCUUCAAAUUCAUCCAGUCUGUUUUUGCAGCCGUGGCGUUCUUCUACAGCGGGUACAUCCUGCUGAAGUGGCAGCUCCUGCUGAUGGUCAUCCUGGGCUUCACCGGGACGCUCUGCUUCUUCGUGGUGGAGCGGGUGCAGAACCUGUCUGUAGACCUACCGGAAUAUUAGACAGAAGACAUUUCUGCAUCAGCAAUGAUUUUUUAAUAUGUGUUAGUGGGAAGAACUACAGCCGUCAGAGGAACAAUCCAUCAUGUUUUAUUCCAUCAGGAGUCAUUUGACAAUCUUUUAUUACUAUGCACUAUAUGUCAUAAACCUUGGGAUAACAUUAAAGUAGUUUGAGUUGUUGCAACAAGUGAAACUGAGUUGCCUUUAGAACAUUUGAAUCUUGGACCUUUGCUCUCUGUUCUAUAAAUCCCAACACUAAACAAUCUCAUCGUUAAUGAUUACCUUAUUUUCCUCCUGCACUGUUGAUCUUAUUGUAUCAUUACAAACAUAACCACUUACCUUCUUUUGAACUUAGUUAGAGUUGCUUCCAGCUCAGGUUUGUAAUUGAAGUCAGUGUUAUUUGGUUAAAAAAUAUUUUUUAAUUUGACUUUUACUUUAAAAGCUGUUCAUAGUUUGUCAGAAUGACGUAAGAAAAUGGAAGAGAGAAAGUCAUGUAAAACUGUUCCUGUCAUGUUUAAGAGAAAUGUAAACUAAUUAAUGCCUGACAAUCCUUUUUUUGUACAUUUUGCAUUUUUUCAAUGUUUUCUCCCUAAUUUAGUUGAUCUUGAUAAAUAAAGUUGUAUUCAUUUUUGGAGAUUUCAUCUAAAAUGAAAAGGAA
Messenger RNA from Trematomus bernacchii (emerald rockcod), 2374 nucleotides. Its product is annotated as UNC93-like protein MFSD11. Bases 379 to 1719 code for a protein of 446 amino acids. The record is from RefSeq and is a predicted model, not a curated record. NCBI's taxonomy places the organism in Eukaryota, Metazoa, Chordata, Actinopteri, Perciformes, Nototheniidae. The transcript has 13 exons.